This is a messenger RNA of Neltuma alba, 1729 nucleotides long. RefSeq names its product E3 ubiquitin-protein ligase RHF2A. The record is from RefSeq and is a predicted model, not a curated record. Gene Ontology annotation, molecular function: ubiquitin-protein transferase activity. The coding region runs from base 158 to 1327 and encodes 389 amino acids. The transcript is spliced from 9 exons. Lineage: Eukaryota; Viridiplantae; Streptophyta; Magnoliopsida; Fabales; Fabaceae.
AAAAAAAAAAGGGGCAGAACGCCAGAGACAAAGGAUAGCCAUCUCGCUCCAAUCAGUUCAGACUCGCUAGGGUUUCUUCUAUUCCGAGCUCGAUUCUCUCCCGGCUUUCGCCCGAUCGUUUUGUUUUCUGACUAGAUUAAGUCUUGCGCAAUUCUUCAUGGAGGGUCCGGGAUUGGAAGAGAAUAAGAAGUCUGAAGCGCAUUUGACUUCUGCUGCAGCCUUCGUGGAGGGUGGAAUCCAGGAUGCUUGUGAUGAUGCUUGUAGUAUAUGUCUCGAAGCAUUUCAUGACAGCGAUCCUUCAACAGUGACAAGUUGCAAACAUGAGUUUCAUCUUCAGUGCAUUCUAGAAUGGUGUCAACGAAGCUCUCAGUGCCCCAUGUGCUGGCAACCUAUCAGUCUCAAAGAUCCUACAAGUCAGGAAUUACUUGAAGCGGUGGAAAGAGAGAGGAACAUUAGGUUGAAUCCGCCUAGAAAUGCCACAAUAUUUCAUCAUCCAGCUCUGGGUGAUUUCGAGUUGCAACAUCUGCCCGUUGGUGCAAAUGAUGCUGAUCUUGAAGAGCGUAUCAUACAGCACUUAGCUGCUGCUGCUGCAAUGGGACGGGCUCGUCAUAUUGCUAGAAGGGAAGGUCAGAGAAACAGGUCAUCAGCUCAAGGUCGGCCACAUUUUUUGGUAUUUUCAGCCCAUCCCAAUUCACCUCCCAUGGCUCCUGCCUCUCCAACCCAUGGGGCAGAUGGUGAACCAGCUUCAGCGAUCACUGUUGCUACUUUAUCUCCAACUCCUGCCACUGGGGAAGAGUCUUCACGGUCAACUUCUGUUCCUCUUGUUCAAGCAGACCAUAUCUCUGCUUCAGGAUCAGGAUCUACUGUUCUUGCUGCUGAUAACCAGGGAUCUUCUUACAACAGUAGGAGAUCACCUAGCCAGUCUUCUCCUAGCAGUCAGGACAGAGCAGGGCCAUCAGAAUUCCAAUCAUUUUCGGAAUCUUUGAAGUCUAGACUAAAUGCAGUUUCAACGAGAUACAAAGAGUCGAUAUCCAGGAGCACCAGAGGAUGGAAGGAGAGAUGGUUCUCUCGCAACAGCUCUAUGCCUGAUGCGGGAUCUGAAGGUAGACAAGAGGCUAAUGCAGGGAUUGCAACUGUGUCACGCCUGAUGGAACGACUUGAUACCAGAGACAGCAAUAGAAAUGAUAGCAAUCCUGCCCAAAGUCAUUUAGAAGGUGGUUCGGUUGCUGAACCAAAUGACCGACAUAUUUCAAAUGCUGAAGGCGAAAGCCUGUCGACAGAUAAUAACACAAAAGCAUCCUUUGCGGCAGGUUCUAGUUCAAAUUAAGCAUUGAGCAUAAUUUGCUUCAAUUCUAAGCUUUGCUGUGGCUGAAAGGUAGAAAUAGAUUGUCCUUUGCUGGAUAUGAAAUUCUGUGAAUGUGGUGUGUUGCCUUUUGGCUGGUGCAAGCCAGGCAAGUGAUAAUCCAUUUUCCUCGCUGAAGGUGUCAGUGCUUGCCAUAUUUGGAAUAAAGAACCUAGAAAAGAUAGAAACUGGUUUAGAAAUUAGGAAACUAUAUAUGGUUGUAUAUUCGCCAUGUAAACCUGUAGAUAUUUCUCACAGUACCCGACAUGAAGUACUGUGCUUCUGCUAGUGAUGGAUUCGCUGUUUUCCAACCUUGGGGGCAUGGAGUCUUUUGCUGAGAAUUCUGUUACUUUCAUGUGAAUGUUAUUAAAUGCAAUUCUAUUUGGA